This is a messenger RNA of Salvia splendens (bonfire salvia), 910 nucleotides long. Its product is annotated as myb-related protein 2. The record is from RefSeq and is a predicted model, not a curated record. Bases 45 to 827 code for a protein of 260 amino acids. The transcript has 7 exons. Gene Ontology annotation, molecular function: DNA-binding transcription factor activity; DNA binding. NCBI's taxonomy places the organism in Eukaryota, Viridiplantae, Streptophyta, Magnoliopsida, Lamiales, Lamiaceae.
UAUAUGCUCUUUUUUCUUUUCUUAUUGUAGCCCUUUCGAUAAAGAUGAACAAUCAUCUCUCAUCCAUCAGUUUGCAAAGUUUGUGCUACAAACUUUGCUUGUUAUCACAGAAAGGUCUCAUGCAGCCUCAUUUAGAUUAUGAGCAGAUUCCUUUGCCGGAGAAGAUCAAUUGUCACAAUUUUCAGUCAAGAGACACACUGCAAUCACUCGUAAAAUCUUGCUCCUGUCGUGAUCUGAGCCACGGUCGCAGCGACGGCGUUCAAGAAUGCAAGCUUCAUCAGCCUCAGCAGAGAAACCUCGGUGAAAACUCGCUCAUCAAUUACUAUCAUCAUAAAAAUAAUAUUGGUAUGGAAAAACAUUAUUACAGCAAGGCAGUGCAGUUAGAGAGGCAACAUUCAACUAGUUGUGGUGGGACUAAAUUGAUUGUCCCUGCUUCAGAAAAAGAGCAGAAAAAACGAAUUAGAUGGACUGAGGAUCUUCACAAGAAAUUUAUUGAAUGUGUGGAUCGUCUAGGUGGAGCCAAAAAGGCCACGCCAAAGGGAAUCCUCAAGCUAAUGCAAUGUGAUGGAUUGACAAUUUUCCAUAUCAAAAGCCAUUUGCAGAAAUACCGCGUUUCUGAAGUAAUGCCCGACGAUAAAGAAGGCAGUUCUGAGCAGAUUGCAUUUAAAUCGGGGAUGCAGAUUGUGGAAGCUCUAAGGCUACAGAUAGAUGUUCAGAAACAAUUGUAUGAUCAACUAGAGAGCCAGAAGAAGUUGCAGAUGAGGAUUGAAGAACAAGCGAAACAGCUUCAGACAAUGCUUGAAUCUCAGUGGAAUACAAAAAAUUAGUAGAUUUUUGUAACUUACGAUUCGUGAAUAACAUGUAGCUAGCUAGCUAGCUUGUUUACCCUACAAUCGUAUAAAUUCUUUCA